Molecule: messenger RNA, 1257 nt
Organism: Leptinotarsa decemlineata (Colorado potato beetle)
Lineage: Eukaryota; Metazoa; Arthropoda; Insecta; Coleoptera; Chrysomelidae
Source: RefSeq, a predicted model, not a curated record
GAAUAUCUCUUCAACGUUUUCGAAGCCAUCAUUUCAACACUCGAAUCAAAACUUCAGAGGAUAGAAAACUUAGACAAAGCUGUGGAACAUCUGAUGAGGAGAGUAGAAGGCUUAGAUACUAGAGUAAAUAGUAAUAUAGACAAAACAGAGUCAGUAAUAACAAAAUUGAGAAAUUUAGAUUCCAAGUUGUUUCAGAGCCCUAAUAGAUUACCAUUCGAAAACAAAAAUUCAGAUGAGUUCCCUGAGCAGGAUUCUACGAGCUUGAACAGAAAACUGAUAGUGUUGGAUCAAAAAGUUAGUGAUAUAGACGAUAAACUCAGUAUUUUGAAGAAUCAGUUGGAUACUAAUUCUCUACAGGGGGAAGAUAUCAAUGCAGAAGCCAGUGAGAAACGUUCGGUCAGUAUGAAUGUUGUGGAAAUCACCAAAGCCCUCAACACCGAAGUGAUCAAUCAUGUGACUAAGGAACUCGGUCAGUUGAAAGAAGUCACUGUUGGAGUGGACAGGAAAUUGCAGUUCCACAUCAACCUAGUUCAGGAAAACUUGGGAAAGGUUUUGAACAUGAUGACAGAUGUGCAUCAUGCCAUAGUUGGUGAUCCUAAGGGGUACGGCACCUAUUACUAUAACACAAGUGCAACGACUACAACUCAGAGACCUGAUUCAUCCAAAGCCAAUAAAAUCGAUAAUCUGGUGCAGCAAAUCAAGCCAAUAAUUACAGUUUCGGAAAAAAUGGAGGAAGUCUGGAAUGUGGUGGUAGGAACGAAGAGUUCCGUAGACGAUUUGGUUCCAAAAUCUGACGAGCUCCUCACUCAAACACAAAGACAGGAAAGAGCUAUUGGUGAAAUUCACAAUGACUUGAGAACUAAAACCAACAAGAUCAUUGCCAAUUUGGAUAAGGUUGAAAAAAGGCUCAAAAAGCAAGAGGACGAUGUUGCCACUUUGGCACAAAAGCCCGUUCCCGCUGAAAUUUUAUUAGAUCCAUCUCUCGAGAAUAUAAACGGCUAUGAAUCAACAGGGUUUAUCGAAGAUUACGUUACGGAUACCACGUUGCCAGUUGGCUACACCACUUUGCCUCCACCUUUAAUUCAAACAUCAGGCCAGAAUAACUUCAACCAAGUUAGUGGAUCUGGUGGUACUUCUGAGAAGAGAGUGGAGAAGAGGAAGGGAGGUGUUAUUUUUCCUAGUGUUAAAAAGAAGCCCACGAAUGUUAAUUCAACUUUCAUUACUUCAGAUGUUUCCCAGGGACUGAAGGACGUAAAG